AGGAAAAACAGCGAUUAUGGAUCAGUUGAAGACCAUAAUGACGCUCCUGCAAGAUCCUGGAAGGCCGGCAGCAGAUUCACAGCCACAGCCACACCCACAGCCACACCCACAACCGGAAGAGGAGCCUCGGACACUGGAAGAUGACUUCAUUCUCCCAAAUGAUUACCAACCGGAUGAUGAUGACAUGUUCUGUACACCUGAGAAGACGAAUAUCACCAGCAUCGGGGAUACUCAGGAUUCUGAGGUGCAGGUGUUAGAGACAGCUCCAGAAGUCAUGGAGAACCGGAGGAAGAGAAGGCGGCCUAGGUGGUUCGCUGAGUACACUGAAAUGAAGAAGAAGGCUAGGGCUACUUCUACACUCGUGAAUGCGGACCCACUUAGAGUGGUUGAUCGGAAGCUGCUCAAGACUUUUCACAAUUGGGUACUCGGCCAGAUUGGGAACAAUUACCCGAGAGAGUGCUUCACCGGUCGAUACCAUUCGUCUUGGUUCCUCGAACUGCAUACUCCGAAGUUUUGGCUUGGGAACGAUGUAAGUUUUUAAGACUUUUUUACUGCUUUUGCUUUUAAAGACUUUAUCUAACUCUUUUUUUAUUUAAUCUCUGACAUAUUUAAUUUUCAUGUUUUAGCAUUUGGAUGCGGCAUUCCAUUUGAUGAGGAGGCGGCAACACUUUUAUCCCGAGGCCUACCCAAAUAGAUGUGUCAUUAUGCCGUGUAUUUUCCCAGCAGGAGUUAUUGCUCGGUGGGAAGCUGCAGGUGAUGAGCAGGCUAACUAUCAGUGGGACGAGAGCAUAUUAGAUUUGAUUCGAGGGGAUGAAAGUCAAUUCUUGGCCAGUUGGAAGAACAAGGAGAGAAUAUAUAUGACCCUCUACUUCGAUGGAGCAAAGCAUUGGGUGGCACUAGAGGUAGAUCUGGAUCAUUGGUUGUUGAACAUAUUUGACUCGAGCCUCGGAUCGUUUUCUCCAAACGAAUUGAAGCGUCACCUCGCAAUGUGGGAAAAAUUACUACCAAAUUUGCUGCUGCAGGCUGGCCUAUUCGAGACUCAUGACAUGAUCCUAGUGCCUCAACUUACCGCCUCAGAGAGCCAGGUCAGAAAUUUCACUUCAAAAGUCAUGGAUCGGGCCGUUGUUCCACAGACAAAGACAAGCGGUAACUGCGGGAUGUACGUGAUAGAGCACAUCGAGCAUAGUAUGCUGGAGACUACGUUUGAUAAUGUGCACGAUGAGAAUAUGAAGAAAUUUAGAGAGCGGUGGUGUGUAGAUUUGUUUUACCAGAAUUUAGCAUGAACAAAUGUGUUUUUUAUUUGGUAUUUAUUAAGAUAACAAUGUAACUGGUUUUUUUUAUUGGUAUGUUUAUGUUUUUUUAA
Molecule: messenger RNA, 1363 nt
Organism: Cannabis sativa
Lineage: Eukaryota; Viridiplantae; Streptophyta; Magnoliopsida; Rosales; Cannabaceae
Exons: 2
Coding region: 651-1283 (210 amino acids)
Biological process (GO): proteolysis
Molecular function (GO): cysteine-type peptidase activity
Source: RefSeq, a predicted model, not a curated record